Macrosiphum euphorbiae (potato aphid) is the source of this 210-nucleotide messenger RNA. The record is from the annotation of a GenBank genome assembly. NCBI's taxonomy places the organism in Eukaryota, Metazoa, Arthropoda, Insecta, Hemiptera, Aphididae.
AUGACAAGAGUAAAGAAAAACAUUCCACACCGCGGUUCCGGUAGGAAUCUUCUUAAUUAUCAAAAGGUUAGAAUCAAAAGACCAACUUCAUCGGCUUUUUCACUUCAAACGUCAACCAAAAAACAAAAACAACAAGAUAAUGAAACUCUUUCUUCAUCAGAAUCCGAAUCAAUAUCGUCCAUUUCAGAAGCAAUCCUAACAGACCAAUAA